Messenger RNA from Oryza brachyantha (malo sina), 1822 nucleotides. Its product is annotated as actin-related protein 4. The record is from RefSeq and is a predicted model, not a curated record. The transcript has 20 exons. NCBI's taxonomy places the organism in Eukaryota, Viridiplantae, Streptophyta, Magnoliopsida, Poales, Poaceae. Gene Ontology annotation, molecular function: chromatin binding. Gene Ontology annotation, biological process: regulation of transcription by RNA polymerase II. Bases 90 to 1421 code for a protein of 443 amino acids. Gene Ontology annotation, cellular component: SWI/SNF complex; NuA4 histone acetyltransferase complex.
CCUCGCCCCGCCGCCGCCGACCUCACUCCUCACUCGCCUCACCGCCGCCGCCGCCUCCCUCCGCCGUCCCGAGCCCCGGAUCUCCCGCCAUGUACGGCGGAGAUGAGGUCUCGGCCAUCGUCAUCGACGUGGGGUCCUACAGCUGCAAGGCGGGGUAUGCCGGUGAUGACACCCCCAAGGCCGUCUUCUCCUCGGUUGUUGGUUCAAUUGAACAAACGGGAGAAACUGAGGAAGCAAAGGCAGACAAGGAUGCUGACACUGCAUCAGAUUCUAAGAAUGGAGCUAAACCUAUGGAUGUUGACAAAGCCAAGACAAAGCGCAAAUUGUAUGUUGGUCAAGAAUUGGAUUUCAGGAGGGAUCAUAUGGAGGUGAUUUCACCAAUGAAAGAUGGAACAGUUACUGAUUGGGAUAUUGUUGACAAUAUAUGGAAUCAUGCUUUCAGGCAGCGGCUACUGAUCAAUCCUGAGGAGCAUCCUAUGUUGAUAGCUGAACCAUCUACAAACACUGGACAGCAAAGAGAAAAAGCAGCAGAACUUAUGUUUGAGAAGUACAAAGUGCCAGCAUUGUUCCUAGCGAAGAAUGCGGUUCUCACAUCUUUUGCAUCUGGACGUGCUACAUCUUUGGUAGUUGACAGUGGUGGUGGGUCUACUGUGGUUGCUGCUGUUCACGAUGGUUAUGUCUUGCAGAAGUCUGUGGCAACUUCUCCAAUUGGUGGUGAAUUUUUAACUGACUGUAUGAUGAAAAGCUUGGAGAGCAAGGGCGUUGUUAUUAGGCCCAGGUAUUCAUUUAAGAAGAAGGAAGUCAGCCCUGGCGAAUAUAAGGUUGUAGAUCUUGAUUUGCCAAACACAACUGAGAGUUACAAGUUAUACUGCAUGAGAGCUAUUGCUAGUGAUAUCAAGGAGUCUGUUUGCAGAGUUCCAGAUACUGCCUUCGAUGAAGUGGCAUAUGCAAAUGUUCCCACAACUUCAUAUGAGCUUCCAGAUGGACAAACCAUUGAAGUUGGUGCGGAUAGAUUCAAGAUUCCUGACAUUUUGUUUAAUCCAUCUCUUUCUCAGACUAUUCCUGGAGUUGAUGGAUUUGCAGAUACCAUGUCAAGUCGUGGUCUUCCACGAAUGGUCAUUGAUAGUGUAAAUAGGUGUGAUGUUGACAUUCGCAAGGAGCUACUUAGCAGUAUUCUGCUUUCAGGUGGCUCAUCAUCGAUUCUGCAGUUGAAGGAGCGGCUAGAGAAAGAAGUUCUUGAGGAGUCUUCUGGUAAUACUCGUGUAAAGGUUUUGGCAAGUGGAAAUUCAGUAGAGAGGCGAUUCAGUGUUUGGAUUGGAGGGAGCAUUCUUGCAUCUCUCGGCUCGUUCCAGCAAAUGUGGUUCUCCAAAGCAGAGUACGAAGAGCAUGGUGUAUCCUACAUCCAAAGGAAGUGUCCAUGAAACUGGGGAACCUUGCCACCGAGUUGUAUCGCCAAAGGGUGCAUGAUGCAGACGCGAUUACUGCCACCCUGUUGUUGAGCUAUCAUGACUAUCAUCAGACUAUUUAUCAUCAUUAUGCUAUGACUAGUUAGUUUGUAGAUUUUUGAGGGCAACAUAAAAAACCAAUCUAGCUAAAAUACCUGUCCAUCCUUGAUGGUAGAUCCUAGUUCAUGUGUUGAAUCUUUUCUCCCUGCUGUAGAAUGUAAUGAGUUGCUCUCAAGUCUGUAUUUUAGAGUAUAUUUUCAAUUAUUUGGGAUCAGCUGAUUGUUGUACUACUGAUACACCACCAACUUAGUUAUGUCAGCAGUUGUUGAACUUAAAACAUUGGGUUAGCUAAGAGUGGUCUUGAUUGUAGUUGUUAA